CGUCAUUUCCCCCGGUUUAGGCUUUGAUUUGCUUUGCCUUGUUCUGUUUUGCCUCUUUCAACUCAAACCUAGGUACUCAAAUCACACUCAACAUUGAACAUUUUCUCUCGCUUUUGCUCUUUCCCUGGUUCGCUUGUGUUUUGCUACCUGGACCAGCUGCGUUUCUUUUCUUCCAGAAACUGAGUAUCGACUGCUUGGACUUACAUCUGCACCUUCCCUGCGCUCUUUCAUCCCGACUCGACUACAAAGACAAGCAACCGGCUACUUCUCUUUCUAUCUUUGCGCGAUGAGGUAGAAUUGGAGCAAGCACACGCCUUUCCCGCCCUUCCUUCCGGAAAACUCCACCCUUCCUCUGGAGGUGCUCCUCGACUCUUACCGCACGAUAGAUACUCAACAAGAGGAGCAAAAUGAGUCCCUCGAGCCCUCUAUCUUUCGUCCCUGACGGAGAAACUUCAACACUCUCGUCGCCACUCUCCAAUCUCUCCAGAACACCAUCAUUGCCUUCGUCACCUGACAUGCCCGACCCCACGAAGCGCUAUCCAUCUCCAUCAACAACUGCAUCGGGCCCGCACUCUCCAGAUAAGACGUGUGACCUUCCAUCCGAAGAUGAAAUUGUCGCCAAACCACUCGAUGAUUCCACUUCAGGUCCCCCGCCAGCCAAAAAGCGUCGUAUAUCUCCCCCGAAAGAACGUACCACCGAGUACCUAGAUCUGAUGAAGCCCGAAGAUGAACUCACUGCAGAAGAUCGUGGCCAGUUGAAAAGGCUCAUUGAUACAUUGCGCAAGAAAAAGAAGAUUGUUGUCAUUGCUGGUGCUGGAAUUUCGGUUUCAGCAGGAAUUCCCGACUUCCGCUCAUCCACUGGCUUAUUUGCGACCGUCAAAACCCAGCAUAACCUCAAGGGCUCUGGUAAACAUCUGUUUGAUGCUUCAGUUUACAAACACGAUUCCACAACUCAAUCUUUCCAUGCAAUGGUCAGAGAAAUGGCCACAAUGACGAAAGCUGCUAAACCUACACCAUUUCACGAACUAUUAGCAUCCCUGGCUCAAGAAGGCCGCUUAUUACGCCUUUAUUCGCAAAAUAUCGACUGCCUUGACACCCAGCUAAAGCCUCUGGCCACUGAGGUUCCCCUUAACCCCAAAGGCCCCUGGCCUGUUACAAUCCAGCUGCACGGCGGUCUCCAGAAAAUGGUCUGCACCAAAUGCAACAAUAUCCGGGAAUUCAACGGCGAGGUUUUUGACGGCCCAGAGGCCCCACUUUGUCCAACAUGUAAAGAUCUCGACGAAGUUCGGACCGCCCAUGCUGGGAAGCGAAGCCAUGGCAUCGGCAGACUACGACCACGAUUUGUGCUCUACAAUGAGUACAACCCAGACGAGGACGCCAUCGGAAAUGUUUCAAGCGCUGAUCUUAAGGCCCGCCCUGAUGCUGUAUUGGUAGUGGGAACGACACUCAAGGUUCCUGGAACUCGCAGACUAGUGAGGGAGAUGUGCCAAGUCACACGAGGACGAAAGAAUGGUACGGCUAUUUGGAUCAACGUGGACGACGAACCCAAAGGCGUCGAUCUGAAAAAUUGCUGGGAUAUUGUAGUACGGUCAAAGUGCGAUGACGUGGCUCGAUCUGCGGCACUUCCUCCCUGGAAUGUCACCAUUGGGCAGGAUUAUGAGGUGUCCGAGGAAGACUUCUCCAAGAGCCAAGAGGAUCGUAAACACUUCAAUUUCUUUGUUGAAAUUCCGGUCAAUUCUGUCUCCACACACUCUCAUACUGAAGGCCAGGGCGCAGCCAAAUCGAAGCAGGUCAAGCAGGUGCAGGGCAUACCAACACCUCAUGCAAGCCCCAAGAUAUCAGCGAUCAAAAACCCGGCGAAGACGAUGCAGACCACGAUAUCUUUCGAUGGCAAGGUUACGACAGACCAGCCUUCACAACUCUCCAAACGCGGGUCCUCUAAACAAAGCGGGCGCAAGAGAAAGGCCCCAGGUGGACAUAAGGAGGCGCAACUUAAAAGUUUCAAGGCAACUAAAAAUAUUAUCGGCCAAGAGAAGGCCGGCGGAUCUGCAUCAGCUACUCAGACGAAGCGGAACGUAACUGGCAGAGGGAAAAAUCGCCAUCCUCUGCCCUCUCAACGUCCCACGAAUGCGCCGCAUAAAGAGACGUUGACUAACACCAAGGAUCUAGACGAGAAGGUCCGUCAACGGGAAACAGGUUAUCCUUCAACUCCAACCACAAAAAUGAAUGGUACCAUUUCUCCACGAUCGUACCCUAACAAUACGCGACAUCUGAUCGAUUAAGAGCAGAAUCAGCACGAUAGUAUUUAGAGGGAACAGAAAACCUACAGAUAGCCCAUGUUAUUAUCUGUAUUCUUUAGCAUUCAUGGAGUAUGGGGUUGGCUGAUACCAGAUACUACAUAUCAAGCUGCGGUCUCUGGGACCGACAACACAGGCAGCGAAUGAUGUAUACUACUAUCCAGGGGCAGACUUGUAUUAUUUGGGACCAAGGUUUUGUUAACGCCGAGGCAGCGGGUGCCCGGUUCGGCUUGGUUGAAUAGAGGCGUUAUAGGGAAGAGCCUUGCAGCUGGACAGCCAAGGUCAAUUACAUAGAGGCGGCAAGAGAUGCGCCAGAUUCAAAUAUUAAUCUGAUUAUUGAAG
This is a messenger RNA of Fusarium oxysporum Fo47, 2639 nucleotides long. Its product is annotated as DHS-like NAD/FAD-binding domain-containing protein. The record is from RefSeq and is a predicted model, not a curated record. Gene Ontology annotation, molecular function: histone deacetylase activity, NAD-dependent; NAD+ binding. Gene Ontology annotation, biological process: replication-born double-strand break repair via sister chromatid exchange; regulation of DNA repair; pericentric heterochromatin formation. Gene Ontology annotation, cellular component: mating-type region heterochromatin. Bases 408 to 2282 code for a protein of 624 amino acids. The transcript has a single exon. Lineage: Eukaryota; Fungi; Ascomycota; Sordariomycetes; Hypocreales; Nectriaceae.